AUGGGUCGUCAAGGCGAGGUGUCCAUCGAUGCUGGCAUCCAAGACGUCAGGUGUGACAGCGCCAAGCACAUAGUGGACAUCAUCAACAAUGUGCCGCCGCCUGAUAAGACUGCCAUUGAGACCGCAAUCAACUCUGGUCACUGGGGAAAAGAUCGGCUACCCGAACCCGUUUGUUUGAAAUCCGAGAUGGAAGUCAACCCUCAAGACAAUGGCAACAUCUCUGUUCUCAGGCAUAUGUAUUCCCCAGACGUGAAGCUCACCAAGGCAUGUUUGGAGUCUUUGUGCUAUGGAACACCUUAUGUCUUGAAGUGGCAAGGCCAUGCACAAAACUUCAGGAAAGGGUUUCAAUGGUUCUUGCAGCAAUUGGGUGGAUGGCAGUGUCGUCAAUACGCGCUGACCCAUAUGCUACCUUGCCACCAACCCCGUCAGGAUAGCUCCAAAGGUGGCUCUUACAUGUCCAAUCUGAGCGAAAAGGCCGUCGACAAGGGCUUCGCUUUCAUCGAGGAGGAAGCAGGUCGACUUGGCACUGAGUGGAAAGGUGUACAAUGGACGACCAAAAACUUGAACACGAACUCCGAGUCUCCCAUCUACGCGCGGCCUCAAGCAUUGGUGGAAAGAUCUUUGCGAGCACUACAAACCGAUGGCGUACUAGCCUUGCCCAUUGAGGACUUUCAUUUUACUCUGGCAGAUGUCGAGUACUCCAUCCUUGACUUCCGCUGUUCGUCACAUGCUCAAGAACAUGAAGACGCACUCAAACGGCUUCAUUGGCAGCAACCGAGUUCGACUUCUUCCGGGGUCAAGCUGGUCGAAAGGUUUCGCAGAUGUGGGAUGUAUUGCAAUGACGAGGGAACGGUGGGGAGCGGCAAAAUUCGUUCAAGGACAAAUGCAUUUGUUCGUAUGCAACGACUUCGACUUUACGCCGUGGCUGGUGAAGCACCAGCGUAUCCGUGCGGGAUGCACAUUUCACAUGAAACACGAAGACUUCUUGGCCGUCAUCAAGCCGAUGUUCCCGAAGGACACUGUCAUCGACCUGGGCACUCCUUCACCCAAAAAGAAAGCCAGAGCGGCAACAGUCAAGGAGGAGGCCCCGGAGGAGCUCCAGCUCGAUGCUGUGGAUUUGGUUUCGCCGGUGAAGCCUCCAUCUCUUGGUUCGCCCAUGGACGUCAUGGACGUCGUCGACACUCACGACGAGGUGCAUGA
Messenger RNA from Symbiodinium necroappetens, 1200 nucleotides. The record is from the annotation of a GenBank genome assembly. NCBI's taxonomy places the organism in Eukaryota, Dinophyceae, Suessiales, Symbiodiniaceae.